Messenger RNA from Esox lucius (northern pike), 1603 nucleotides. It is a transcript of the gene ppp1r1c, whose product is annotated as protein phosphatase 1, regulatory (inhibitor) subunit 1C. Gene Ontology annotation, biological process: intracellular signal transduction. The transcript has 6 exons. Gene Ontology annotation, cellular component: cytoplasm. Lineage: Eukaryota; Metazoa; Chordata; Actinopteri; Esociformes; Esocidae. Gene Ontology annotation, molecular function: protein phosphatase inhibitor activity. The coding region runs from base 240 to 806 and encodes 188 amino acids. The record is from RefSeq and is a predicted model, not a curated record.
ACUAGAGGACUGUGUGAGGCGGUGGAGUGUGUCUCUCUCUCUCUCUCUCUCUCUCCCCUUCGGGACAGGGGGCAGGCGGAGAGGCAGGCUGUGUUGGGCGGUCCAGGAAAGCUACCCCUGUGCUCAAGGUAGGGAGGAGGAACAGAAGAGGCUGCCGUAGCUGCUGCUUCCAACGCAGUCCCCCCUGUCUUCCUCUCCUGCGUUCUCCCCUUGUCCUGUUGUCUUCACCACUCAAAACAAUGGAGUCCAGCAUGGAAACCAACAGCCCCAAGAAGAUCCAGUUUGCCGUACCUGUCUUUCAGAGUGAGCUGGACCCCCAGGCAUCGGAGCAUAUCCGAAAGAGGAGACCAACACCAGCCACCCAUGUCAUCUAUCUUCCGCCAGACCUAACUGCAGCAGAUGACAGGCAGACUACCAGCCGUCACGGAGGGACCCAGAGUGCAGAGUUGGCUCCUGCUCAGAGAAAACACAGUGUCUUCACCUCCCCGACCAUGAAAGACUGCUGUCAAGGCCACCGCGAAGACAGAGAGAACCGUCUGCAUUCCCAGACGGACAACCUGGCCCUAGCAGAGCAGCUGUCAGGGGCCCUGCCACAACUGACAGAAACACUGGCCCCAGCAGAGCAGCUGUCAGGGGCCCUACCACAACCGACAGACACACCGAGACGCAAAGACACCCCGUACCAGCACCUACCUCCUUUUACCCCAGGGGCCAAGCUGCUUAAGAGCAAAUCAAAGGUAUCCUUCCCUGAAGAGGAGGAGAAGGAGGCGGAGAAAGAGGAGGACGCCAAGAGGAACCCGAAGUGAGAGGUGAGAAGGGGACGGUCUGUUGGCCCAUGUUUCUAAUGGAUUUCUAAUGGAACACGUUAAUGGGUGAUGAACUCUUGGGAAAAGAUUAUGAUUUAAUGUAUAAGGUUUCGUUUCUAGAUUGGGAUUCCAUUUUUCCAGUCUUGCAUUUUUUUUAAGUCAAAAAGGACAUCUCAAAAUGUACCGUUGUCUUUGAUUAUGUACAUUUUAGAUAUUGUAAUAGCAGAGUUUAUGUGCUUCUUACCUGCAACUAGACUGACUGAUAUGUAGUUAAAUACUGAUUUUUCUUUUUUAAUAUUUCCUUCAAAAAGAAAAUAACAUGAAAUCUACUUCUAUUUUUGCUUCAUCCCAUCAUGUUAUCUCAUUAUGUAAAAUACUUGCUGAUAAUUCACAUAGAUUGAUUUGUGAUAUUUUUGUAGUAUUUUCUACUGGUACUGGGUUUGUAUACAGUGUACCACUGUGUAUUACAAGUUACUGUACAAACAAGGAGUCCUACAAUCAAAUGUUUUCCUUACUGGUGUUUUGGAGAAUCUGAAUGCUAUGUUCUGUAGGUCUGAUGUGUUACAGGUGUUACCAAAAGUAUCUAGGUUAAUAUUGAAUAAAAUGCUGGCUAAAUCUAUACAUUUUUGUUGCCUAAAGCAUUGUGGGCAUUUAGUGGAGCAGAGAAAGAAACACUGCGGAUCAUAUUAAUUGCCAAACCCAACUGUCCGGUUUAUUUUGGUCAGAUAUAUUGUUGUCUCAGCUAACGAAUAAAGGGAAGACUUCAUAACACAAAAUAAAAUGUUUCCAUAUUUGAA